Messenger RNA from Closterium sp. NIES-65, 1083 nucleotides. The record is from the annotation of a GenBank genome assembly. NCBI's taxonomy places the organism in Eukaryota, Viridiplantae, Streptophyta, Zygnematophyceae, Desmidiales, Closteriaceae.
AUGGUGAAGCCCAAAGCUAGGCCCAGUGCUACAGGGGCCUCCAAGGGGAAAACACCCGGUACUCGGCGAGUAUCCAGCAAAGCCUCCCGUCCAUCCAGUGCAGGACGGAUGCGACUGCUGACACGAGACCAAGGGGACUCCCCCGGGCAGACUCAGCAAGCCUCACCAUUGCGCGGGGGCCGGGCCCGAGCGCGGCACCAGGAGCGCCCGGCACAAGGCCGAUCAGGGGAAGAUAGUGCAGCAUCCCCGUUGCCGUUGCCACGGCCGCGGACUGUUCCGCUGGCAACAUCCCCCCAACCUCCAAGCCCUGCCGCACCAGACAAAGGUGGAGCUGGUCCAGUACGUACGAGAGCAACGUCAAGCACGUCCCCACGUGCACAACGCGCUGCUCAACGAGGGAAGGCGUCGCGGCAGCAGGAGCAGCAGCGAGAGGAGCUGGCGGGACAGGGAGGAGUGGCGGCACUGGGGGAGCCGGUGGAUGGUGCAGCUGUGGCUGGGGUAGGGGAAACUGGUUCACGGGAGGAUGCUUCUGCGGAGGAGCUAGGUCUGACGCUGCGGAUGGAGGCCGUCGUGAAUGCGGGGGCUGAUUCGACGGAGGCAGUGCGGGUGACGCACUGGUCGGCUGCCGGGACAUUUGCCGCCUCUGACAACAACUUAAUCCCGCCCGCUGUGACGUGGCCGGCGGCGACGCCACCACUGGCGGAUGAAGAUCUCGGAGCGGAUGAGGCACAGGCGGAGCAGGGGCCGGCCGAUUCACCAGCGCCAGUAGUGGCAGAAUCCCCUCCAGCUCUCGAGGAGUCUAUGAUUGCUGCGGUCGUAGCUGAGGCAGCGAGGCGACAAGGACAACCCCCGAGCGAAGUGUCUGUGCCGACAGCCGCUGGGUCCGCCGGAACGUUUGCUGCUGCCGCGGCCGCAAGCAGACAGGAGCACGUCCAGGCGGUGGGUGGAAUUGAGGAACCAGGAUGCGUUAGCGCAGAGGCGAGUGCAGAGAAGGGAGCAAGGUGGUAUGCCACAUCCUUCCAACCUGCCAGCGGGACAGGCCGCAGAUGUACCACCGCAGCCAUCCGAGAAAUCACCCGCUGA